CAUGCGUACAAUAAGAAACACGGAUGUUGUUUUUUUUUUUAAUGAACAACACACUUUCGUUUUCGUAUGUUUCGUGCUCACGAAAUGAUUCUAAACGAUUUUGAAAAGUAGUUAUCUUUCGUUGUAUGUGUUGAGUGUUUUGACAUUGGAUUAAGGUGAAAUGGAGGAUAUUUAUGCGUGCGAUUACGUGCGCAGUGCAUUCGCCUUGUGCAGGUCGGAGGGUUGUCUUGAAUGAAGUGCAACUGCUUCUUCAGUUCAGUCCAGCUAGGCGGUCGGUAAUUUUGACGUGCUUGCCUGCAAGAAGCAGCGUUAUUGGCCGAAUAGCCUCGUGUUUACGCCAAGGACGCGCUGGGUCGUUCACUUCUUCAGCGAGCGACCUUUCCAAGUACGCCAACGACAUUUGUGCAUUAUGUUACAGGUCACAUCGUUUUAUAUCCAUCUUCAAAUUACCCACACCCUCGAUAAAAAUCGUAAAUAUAUCGAUGUCUAGUCCGGCGAGAGAUAUUAACAACAAAAAAAUGGCCCACUUUCACCGCAUGCAUGUCCAUUACGUUAUGCAUUACCUCGCCAAUCCCAUCAUCAUCAUCAUCGUCAUUAACGACAACAACAAAAUCAAAAUAUCAACGACAACAAACAAAAACACCGCCGCUUAUUAUCUUCGGAGUGAUAAUAAAAUUAAAAUUUAUAUUCCGUAAAUAUUAUCGCUGGCGGAGUAAAAAUUUCUUUCGGAAACAUUCGGUAUAUUGAUAAAUGUUAUGGUACUUUCACAAAAUGAAAAAAAUCACCACGAUGGGUGUAUCAUGCGCGUCCCAGACGUGUUCGCGAUCCAAUCGGAAGAAUUUAAUUGAAUACGCGGCGCCAGGCCGAACCGAAGAACCAGAACGUAAAAUUCUAUGCCGCGCGCAGAAAAUAUCCACCUUAAAAUCGCAAUUCGCAACAAAGUCGCCUCGGCGAUCAUCUAAUAAGUGCCUUUCGGUAUGUAAUUGCGCGCGCGUACGAUUUAUACAGUUGCACGAUCAUCAAACGCACAACGAAAUUGAUAUUUCUUUAACAAAUUAACUCUGAAUGAGUUAAUUGCGGAUUAAGUAUGUUAUAAAUAACUCCGGCCGCUCUUGAUUAAUAUUCAUGGCAUCAAUUUAAAGCAUGAAUACACUCGACAACACUGAGGCCGACGAACAUUUUCGUUUAUUUACUUUCUAUAAAUAGAAUGUGCAUACGCGCGCAGAGAUAAAUAAAUCCAUAUCAUUUGAUUGUAAUUAAUUGCAGUCUGUAGCUCUUGAACUUGCGAUGGAUUCCGUAUUUGUGCAAUAUUAUAAAUUUUUUCGCGUGCUUGACUUGAGUUUAUCCCGUCUCUAAGCAUAAACAUAGUCAUAUAACUUUGUUACACCUGAAAUGGGCAUGGCGAGCGCCGUUGCGGUCGUACCAUGUCUUCAUGUGGCGUCUAGAGUCUUGCGAUCAGUUGCAGUCAUCGUCAAUAUUGCAAUAACGUGUGCACGUUAUAUCUAUAAAUAGAUCCAUCCGUCUGUCCAACAGUGCAACGUGCUUAGGAUGAUGAUGGCGACGGAGCAAUCAACUGCCGAGAUCAUUUUGCGGUUUUGCGAUCAACCCAACAGACACAUGCAACAUUGUACACAUGACAAUUGUGCGUCUGUCACAGAUACACACAAUUUGAAUCUAUCGAAAUCUCAAAAUUCUCAGUGCGUAAUUUUAAUAUUUAAAAUAAAAUUUAAAAAUAUUUUUAAAAUGUCUGCGUAUAAUUUAGACGGGUCUGUGAAAUCAAAACGUAAACACCAAGAUGUUUUCGAUCAGUUUCACGAUUACUCCGUGUGUAAUAUACCAUCAACCGGAAGAAAACACGUCGAUACAAUGGCUGCAUACCGCCCGAAACGCAAAGAUAUGACGCAGAUUAAAGACUAUCAAUUGAGUCAAGCGUACACAGUUAUGGACAGAAAUCCGGUCAUGCUACGUAUCAGAGAUACUGAAUGUCAGUACCAAUUCCAUCCGCCUGGUUUCAGCGACGUUGAUAAAAUGGACGCGCAAUGUCUGCAUGGUCCUCUGGAUAAAUUACUAAUGGAACAAUUCGUUGAAGUGAUUGAUUAUUAUCAAUGCGUUGCGCACGAAGUGUUAAAACGCAACAGAAAAGAGCGAUUAUUAAAGGCGAAACGCGAAAGAGAGGAAAUAAAAAAAGCGUUUGAUAAAAUAAUGGGUCCGGAUUGGUAUCAGGAGUUGUCUAAUCCACAACGCCUUGCAAUCGAUGGUUUAGCAAAGGCGAUUGUUGUAGAUUUAGGGCGGAAUACCAUCAAUAACACGCAGGAUGUCAUAGCUAGACUUGGUUUAGUCCUGAGACCUAAUCAUGUUCAUGUUAAACGUGCCCUUCAGUUGUGUGAAAGUUGCCCAGUGGAGUUUCUACUUGUUUUAUAUCAGCUUAUCAAUCCCAAUCGUACGUCUUAUUCAAUUAAUGAUCGAUUGUUGUUAUCCGCUGUUGUCCAUUUGACAAUUCGAAGUACCCUUAAGGAAUUACACGUGCGGAUACCGUCACCUCCUCGCAUCCAACCCAAAAAAACAAAACCUAAAAAAGUUAUCCCUAAAUGUGGUAAAAGUCCUUAUCAACAGAACCUAUUACUAAGGGACGAAGUAAAAUGUGCUUCAUAUCACCCUCCGAAUAGAUACUAUGCUGAUAAUGCAUAUUUUAAUUAUGUGGACCAAAUGUGCUUGAAUCAAAUAAUUCUUCAUAAAUCGACGGAACCUGUAACACAUCGCGACUAUCAAUAUGAAAAAACCUACUCGGGAGGCGUAUGCACAUGCGAUAAUUGCACAUUUCCUGAUUGCAGCGCUGUCAGGGAUCUUGACGAGUUUACACGCAUUGAAAUUGACCUCAUCACUGAAUGGACCCGAGCGCAGAAAUACUACAGUUCCCUGGGUAAUGCAAAUUAUAUCCCCGCACUGUUUAAACCCUCUGUAUAUGUUUGUCCAAUCGGAAAAUUUCGUCCGCGGCGUGUUCCAUCUGUGAAAAAAGUAAAAUCACCGGUAGUUUCACCGGAAUCAACUACCAUGUCAAUAUCUACCCUGCCGUCUGAUAGUUUAAAAAAAUGUGCUUGCAAAUCAUCACAGAAUCAAAAUGAACAAGCAGAGUCAAAAGAAAAAAAUAAAACUGAGGAUAUAAUGCCAUCAGUGACAUUCACAGACCAAGAAGUGGAAUGUAUCUGUUCUAUUGACGAUACUGACGAGUUAAUCAUAGCUGAGGAAGAGGAAUAUGUCAGUUCCGAAGGGACUUUUACUCCUGUACCUUACUGUGAGACAGAUUUAAUGAUGGGUCCUUUAUUAACUGUCAAAACAGUGGAUUCCCAAACUUGUGCUUGUAAAGAAGCUAUUUUAAAACGUAUCGAUGAAAGUUUAUGUUAUUGCGAACGCUGUGAAGACGAUCGGCGUAGAAAAAACAGUAUUUUAAAAUAUAUCAUCGAUAACACGAAAGAAACCGAAAACAAACCAGUGCCGGUUAUACGAGAUUGUAAAGCGACACCGAUUUGUACAUGCAUGGAAAAGUACAAGAAACAAUGGGAGCAGUUUGAGCGCACGCGCGGUAUCAGAAAAGUCCAGGAAGCUUUGAAAAGCCUCGAAGAAAAAUUCGUUAUAAAUGGCACAGCGGUCGGCCCCGAUGGUAAAAUUGUUUAUAUUUUGUCCAGUGUAAUGCCGCAGCGAUGUUGUCAAUGCGCAAGGAUAAAAGAAAUCGAAGAAGAGGAAAAACGCACGCUGAAACAAAUGCCAAUGUUACCAGGCGGUUGUAUAAAGUAUCACAUUGCUGGUGUUCAAGAAAGACCCGAAGGUAAUGUUUAUGUCCUAGCUGGUACCACGGAAAAUGUUGAAUGUGACUGUAUGGCUCUGUAUGAACGCUUCACACGUGAACAUACACUGUGUUUGAAAUUAUUCAACGCGUACAUGAAGAAAAUUGCGUAUGAUACCGAAGAAUACCUCAAAGAAGUGAAUUCGCAGUAUGGGGAUUUUACUGCGAGUGCCACGUGGUCGGAGAAUCGAUCGGAAGUUGAGGUUAUAGAUAAAUCCUGCACGUGUCAUUGUGAUAGGGCUACGCAAAUGUGUUGUGUUUGUAAUACAAACACAGAGGAUUCGGUUGAUUGUAUUUGUUCGGUGAAAUCUUGCCCGUGUGGGUUUGAGGAGUGUGAGUGUGUCACCGAAGGAGAAGGUGGUGCAAUUGAUGAAUCCUUGUAUGAAUGCGGAGGGGAAUGUGAUUGUACGUUGUCUAGUGAGGGAAGUGAAGGAGCUGAAGGGUUGUUACUCUCGAAUUGUGCGUGUUCUUCACUUACGAAUAAAGAUAACAUUGUGAAGGUGGUUAAGAAAAUAAGUGAAGAUCUAGAGGUGAAAAAGGAAAAGGAUGAUUUUGAUUUAUUGCUGGAGAGGAUCAAGGAAGAGUAUAAGAAGCAUCCGUUGUAUAAAGUUGAAGAUCCGCCGGAAUUGGAACGGUAUAUGAUUUUUAAAAAGCUGCCGGCUACACAUCGGGAACAAACAGAAGUUUUAAAGAAAGCUUUAAAGAAGCUUGCAGAAGAUGGUUUCCCUCUUGCGCGUCUUCCCGACGUGCAUACUUUACCGAUUUUUCGUUGUUGGUGGCGGUUUCGUUUGCGUGAUUAUUACACGGCUAAACAACGCGCGAACAUGUUAAACCUUAAAGAUUAUCCGAUUAUGGAAAGAAUGGAUAUACACCGUCCGAAGAAUUAUACUAUAAGAGCUACAUUCUUGAAAAAUCGUAAAGAUUUACAUAACUGGGAUCAUACUAAACUCAUACGUUCACAUAAUUUGAGCGAUCGAAUCAAUUAUUAUCGCCACAAUAAGGGUGUCAGUAUAAACUAUGCACGUCAAUUGUUUACGUUGAUGCGACAAUACGAGUUUCACAACAAGACAUUUCGUGAUGUAUUCUUUUCGUACAUGCCGUCCAAGGAGGAGGACCUUUUUAUGGAUCAAAUUUGGAAGCAAAGCGAGGUCAAACAGAAGCGGUCGAAAUGUUUAUAGAACUGAUUUUGCUUUUGUUUAUUCUGCCAUGGAUACACGUUUUUUUUCUGUUUACUUUAGCGCUGAUACGUGUGAUGGAUGGAAUGGAGGAAGCUGAUCAGGAUAAUCAAUAAUAUAAAUGUUGCAUAAAAUAUGCACUUCCGGUUAAUAAAAUUUUUAUUGCUUAGUAAAAGAAAA
This is a messenger RNA of Dalotia coriaria, 5196 nucleotides long. RefSeq lists its product as uncharacterized. The record is from RefSeq and is a predicted model, not a curated record. NCBI's taxonomy places the organism in Eukaryota, Metazoa, Arthropoda, Insecta, Coleoptera, Staphylinidae. The transcript has 6 exons. The coding region runs from base 1549 to 5019 and encodes 1156 amino acids.